AUGACGUCAGUGCUUGAGCCAAGAUGGCGGCUUUCGGUCGGUAAACGCUCGAUCGACACCGGAACCGAGUCAACCUUCGCCUCACGGAGAGCAAGCAGAUGCUCUGAGUGAACGAGGAGAAGCGGAGGAACUGACAGACGACGGAGAGAGAGAGAGGAAGAGGAGAAAUAUGGACGCCUCGGAGUUUAUGGACACCAUGGACCCGAGUCUGUCCGAACUCGGCGACGAGUUCACUCUCGGAGACAUCGACGAGAUGCUGCAGUUCGUCAGUAAUCAGGUGGAUUUCCCCGAUAUAUUUGAGGACCAGAUGGGGGGUGGAGCCACGGCGAGGACCCUCCCACAGGUGGCCCCCAGCGCCAUCCUGACCCCCCCACACACACCUGUGCAGACCAGCAGCCAGACACACGCACAAACGCUCACACAGGCACACACACAAACGCACACGCAGGCGCACACACAGACACGCACACCGCCGGUGCUGCAGCCACGCCCACAGCCAAUCACACAGGUGCAGACUCAGACGUUCCCUAUGCAGACUCUGGCCGUGCAGACACAGACACAGCCGCAGACCGUCAUGAUCACACCCACCGCCACAUCCUCACGAUUCAUCCAGAACCAGGUCAUCUGCCAGCAGACCCCUGCUACAAGCUUCCAGGUGCUGCAGCCGCAGAUGCAGAGUAUCGUGACGUCUCCGCAGGUCCAGCCAAUGACCAUCCAGCACCAGCGCGUGCUGACGCCGGCCGGACAGACCAUCCAGACGCUCUCCACAGCGCCCACUGCUGUACACACCAUGUCCCAGCAAGUGCCUGUGUUGGUGCACCAGCCUCAGAUCCUGAAGACGGACUCUCUGCUUCUGACCACCAAACCAGACGGCACGCAGGUCCUGUCCACUGUCCAGAGCCCCACAGGCAUCACCACGCUGACCACACCCAUCCAGACCACCGCCCUGCAGGUGCCGACGCUGAUGAGCAGCAACAUCCUGACCACCGUUCCUGUGGUGAUGGGGGGCGGAGACAAGCUGCCAAUCAAACAGCUGUCAUCAGGCCCCGCCCAUAAUAUAGGCGGAGCCCGAGUGGGCAUGGAGCAGAGCCCGGUGGUGGGUCCAGGAGGAGUGGUGAAGGAGGGCGAGAGGAGAACCACACACAACAUCAUCGAGAAGCGCUACCGCUCCUCCAUCAACGACAAGAUCCUGGAGCUGAGGGACCUCGUGCUGGGCAACGACGCCAAGAUGCACAAGUCUGGUGUCCUGCGCAAAGCCAUCGACUACAUCAAAUACCUGCAGCAGGUCAACCAUAAGCUGCGGCAGGAGAACCUGACGCUGAAGAUGGCCAAUCAGAAGAACAAGUCAGUGUGUGUGUCAGAUGUGGAUCUGGAGCUGAAGGCUGAGGUGUCUCUGAUCUCUCCUCCUCCGUCUGACUCCGGCUCCAGCUCUCCUGCACAGCUCUCACCCUACUGCAUCGACUCUGAGCCGGGGAGCCCACUGCUGGAGCACGAGCAGCUGAAGAGUGAGCCGGACUCUCCGUCGUGUGUGGGUGUGAUGGACCGCUCUCGUCUGCUGCUGUGUGCUCUCUCCUUCCUCUGCCUCUCCCUGAACCCGCUGCCAUCUCUGCUGGGCGCUGAGGCACCGGCCGGCUCUCCUGCGGGGACACCGGCGGGUCACGGAUCCACACGCACACUCUUCUCUCUGCCCGCACAGACACAGAGCUUCGGGGCGUGGCUGUGGUGUGUGCUGCCCUUCCUGCUGGUCUGGGUCGUGAGCGGAGUGGGCGUGGUCUGGGGGUGUGUCCGAGUGCUGUACCUGUGGGAGCCGGUCACGCCCCUUCAUUCACCGACAUCUGUCCGAUUCUGGAGACACAGGAAACAAGCAGACUUGCAGCUCUACAGGGGUGAUUACGCGGGCGCUGUGCUCAGUCUGCAGACGUGUCUGUCAGUGUUAUCCAGAGUUCUGCCCAUCACCACUCUGGACAUCAUGUGCUCGCUCUCCUGGAACCUGAUUCGCUACUGCCUGUGGAGACCCGCCCCCUUGGGCUGGCUGGUGCGUUUGGUUGGAGGGAGGCACGAGGGGGAGGAGUCACAGACCAGCUCACGGGACGCAGCGCUGGUGUACCACAAACUCAGCCAGCUGCAGCUCACAGGUCAGAUGGAGCGGCGUCCGCUGUGGGGUGUGUGUGUGUCUCUGAGUGCCGUCAAUCUGUGUGAGAGUGCUGAGGGGAAGCUGACGGCCGCUCAGCAGGUGCAGGUGUACGUGACGGCAGCCAUCAGUGUGAGAGCAGCGCUGGGGAAACACCUCACCUGCCUGCCAGCGUAUCUGCUGAGCUGUGCAGAGGCUCUGACCUGUCAAUCAGACUCUAAGCCCCUCCCAGACUGCCUGCGCUGGAUCUUCACCCCAUUGGGCCGUCAGUUCUUCUUGAGCUGUGAUUGGUCAGUGCGGUCAGAGAGUGACGGGCAGAUCUUCACCUCUGCGAGGGAUGAAGCGGAUCCCAUCGCUCAGCUGCACCGCUGCUUCUGCCAGAAACUGCUGGAGAGAGCCACACACACACUGAUAGAGCCGCAGAGCAGAGAGGAUGCUGGGGAGUUCACUGGGGUUCUGGAGUUUCUGCAGCUGUUGAACAGCUGUACUGAAGACUCCGCCCCCACCACCGCCCCCUUCCCUGCGCUGGCCAAUCAGAGCUCAACAUCAGUGCGGGACCCGGUCUGCCGCUGGUGGGCGUCGGUGCUGACGGCUGCUGUUCAUUGGCUGCAAGGUGAUGAUGCGUCUGUGCGCUCACUGCUUGCGGAGGCGGAGCGAAUGCCCAGAGCACUGCACACACUGGAUCACCCGCUGCCCAAGGCUGUGUUGGCGCUGUGUAAGGCUGUGCAGAUGAGUGUGUGUCCACAGAAGGGUGAGGGCGUGGUCAGCUGCCUCAGUCACUGUCAGCGCGCCAGUACCCAGCUGCACAUCAGUGUGUGUCAGUCGCACAACAACACCUGGCUGCACAAGGGGGUGGAGCUACUGGUCUGUGACCUCCUCCUGACUCUGAGAACCAGCCUGUGGCAACGAGGAGGUGGGUCUAAUGGAGAGCCUGGCCCCGCCCCCGGCUCUCAGCUGUCAGGCUUCCAGAGGGACCUGAGCUCGCUGCGCAGACUCGGACAGGCCCACCGCCAGGCCCAGCACAAGCUGUUCCUGCACGAGACGACGGUCAGGCUGAUGGCAGGAGCCAGUCCCACACGCACACACCAGUUGCUGCGACACCGAACACACAACUACACCACCACAGAUGGCGAGUGUGUGUUAGGUGAGCGCGAGAGGGCUCAUGCUAUCCUGCUAGCGUGUCGUCACCUGCCGCUACCGCUGCUAACACCACCAGGACACCGAGCACGCCUGCUAGCGGAGGCUAAACGCACCCUGGAGAGAGUAGGAGACCGCCGGAGCCUGCAGGACUGCCAAAACAUACUGCUGAGACUGAGCGGAGGGACCACCAUCGCUGCAUCAUAACACACACACAUUGAAACACACAUUCACACUGGUAUACACACACAUACCGAUACACACACUGGUACAUAAACACACUGAUAUGCAUACACUAAUGCACACACAUACACACUCACACAGAUGCUGGUAUUGGUGGUUUAUGAGGACUCUCCACAGGUGUAAUGUGUUUUUUACAGUAGAAGUGGCUUAUUAUAAGCACCCCCCCCCCACACACACACACACACACACAUCAACGAUUCUGAAUAUGGAACAGAUUAACGUUGGUUUUAGAUUACCAUGAUUUUAGAACAGUUUUAGAUUAUAAGGACACACCGUCCUCAUAAACCACCUCAGUGCUGUAACACCUGGAGCAUGCACACACCUCUGUACACCACCAAAACCAGCACAUACACACACACACACACACACACACAGAUGCUGAUAUGAGGGUCUCCGCAGAUCAUCUUCAGCUCACAUUCAGCUACAUACAUACAUACAUACAGUCUCACUCACACACACACACACACACACACACACACACACACACACACACACACACACACACACACACACACACACACACACACACACUGACUCUGCUUGAGAUAUAUGCUAGUGAUGAUCAUGUUAAUAUUAGAGUUGUGUAUAUAUUAGUUUCUCACACACACACACACACACACACACACACACACACACGGUUCAGUUUGUCACAUAGGAAGAAAACGCUUGUGUAUCUGCAGCUACCUCACACACACACACACACACACACGUUGUACAGAACUGUGUCUUAUAGACCAAAGUCUUCUAGCGCUAGUGCGACACACACACACACACACACACACGUGAGGGAUUUUAUUAUUAUUAUUAUUAUUCUGACGCUGAUCUGCUAAUGUGUCCGUCAUGUUUAGUUUGUGUUUGUAUUCUUUUCUAUCUGCAGACGUGUCAGCGGGACCUUUAAUAUGACCACACACACACACACACACACACACACUGUUCAGAUGUGUGUGUUAGUGCUUGUAAUGGUGUAAUCUAGCGGUGUUUUCCUCAGUGACUGUGCUAACUCUCCUCUCUCUGCUUCUCUGUCGUGUUGGUCUGGAUUUAUACGUCUUUUAAAGGGUUUGUUUUGUAAUAAACAGGAGAUGAAGCCGUUGAAGAACA
This is a messenger RNA of Danio aesculapii, 4609 nucleotides long. It is a transcript of the gene srebf2, whose product is annotated as sterol regulatory element binding transcription factor 2. Gene Ontology annotation, molecular function: DNA-binding transcription factor activity, RNA polymerase II-specific; protein dimerization activity; RNA polymerase II cis-regulatory region sequence-specific DNA binding. Lineage: Eukaryota; Metazoa; Chordata; Actinopteri; Cypriniformes; Danionidae. Gene Ontology annotation, biological process: positive regulation of cholesterol storage; positive regulation of transcription by RNA polymerase II. The record is from RefSeq and is a predicted model, not a curated record. Gene Ontology annotation, cellular component: nucleus.